Messenger RNA from Drosophila subobscura, 3159 nucleotides. RefSeq lists its product as uncharacterized. NCBI's taxonomy places the organism in Eukaryota, Metazoa, Arthropoda, Insecta, Diptera, Drosophilidae. Bases 108 to 3137 code for a protein of 1009 amino acids. The record is from RefSeq and is a predicted model, not a curated record. The transcript has 2 exons.
GUUUCGAACAAUCUUCACACCUGUCACUUCAUAGACAAAACAAAUCAAACAUGUACAAAAUUCAUUACAAAAUAAUCUAGUUGUGGGGGUCAUGAGUGGCGGUAAAAAUGGAAUUAACUAUGAGCUCCAAAAGCCAUAUCCACUUCGAGGCCACCGAGAUGGAGAACGAUUGGAUGCGUUUCAAUAUCGAUAUUUCGGAGGAAGUGCGAUAUCAUCAUCACCAAAAGGCUGAAAUUAGUCGCAAUCCUGGUGGUGGGCUGGGGAAUCGACUCAAGGAGAGUGCCAAGUCGUUUGAAGAACCCAAUAAGUUUUAUGCCCAAAGUCAUGAUAUUUUGCAGAGCGACCGCAAAGGAAGUAUCCUUAAAAACGAUCGUCAUAGAGAGUACACCAAAAGCCGUAAGCACUUUCAUCAUCGAGCUUAUAAGACAGCCAGGCAGCGGGAUGACUCUCCUGAAGUGAAUGGCAACUGGUAUGAAACCCCGAAACAUGAAUUUAAUAAUUCAGAGAGCGCAUAUGACAGACAUUAUCCACCCCCACCCGAACCGCAACGCGAAUGGAUAAGGGAGAGAGGAUACGAACCAGACUUAAGGCCAGGCAUCAAAGCUCAGGCAUAUGCCUAUCCCGAAUAUGCGUACCAUGUCCAUGAGUACUACCAGAAUGUACCCAGGCAGUACCACGAACCACGCUGUCGACCUCAACCCAAUAAUGACCAUUUAUCGUUCGCUGAAGUUCCGCCAGUAGCACCUCUCAUAUCGCCAUCUUAUAGAGACUUUAAUCAUUACUCGGAGGCCCCAUCUCAGGAUGUAUUCAGUGGAGAGUAUUUAGUGUCAAGGCCAAGCAUUCCCAUCUACAGACAACCAUGGGAGCGGCAGAAACAAAUCAAGGGGACGGUGCCACCCGAACGUACAUCGACCCACAAUUCCCCGGGCUAUUAUUAUUCGAACUCUUACCACGACUUCAAGAAAUAUAGAAAAUUAAAUGGAAACAGUAAUUACAAGGAUCAAGCAGAAGGUGGCACCCCCAGAGAGUUUUCAGACUACGAUUAUUAUGAUGCACGAGCGCACCCUCCAAGCAAACCUUCCUCUAAAGGUGCCACCAAAAAUUAUAAGGCUUCCACAAAAUCUGAUAAAUAUAACAAGGCUGAGGCGGAUCCUAAGGACGAAUUUGGAUGUGUGCACGUUAAUUCUUCGGAAGCUAUGCCUGAGCAAUAUGAAAGCGUUCGCUACCAGAAAAGGAAUGCUUCUCCGAAAAAAGAAAAAAUGCAUGAAGAAAGGUGUCCGUUUUUGAAGGAAGAUAUUCCUCACCGAAAACCUUAUUAUGCUGACAAGAAAAAACACCAAAUUGGCAGAGAAACUUCCUCCCAGCAAUACCAUUCUUUUGCCAACAUUCCUCAGCCACUCAAGUACCCCCGAGAUUAUUCAUCAAAUCUUAAAAAAUCGAAAAAUAAAACUUCUCAUAUUCCGAAAAGAGCGGUGGAACAUGUCAAGUCUAAAUAUAACGUUGAUGGUUCGGAAAUACCCCGUAAAAUUAUAAAAUACCACAGGACUGAUGUACACCUAUCUCCUGUCGAAAUACCUUAUGGAAGGAGACAACGGAUUCCUCAUACAAAUAAAUCAGCGCCCAAAAGCCUGGAUGCAGGCUGCGAUACUUUGCUGUCGACAUCUGCCUCCGAUAUAACUGUAGGCAAAGGAUCAAACCUCUCACUUGAUCCUCACAGUCACGCUUUCAAUAAAUACAACAAGGAAGAUGGAAGACACCCAGACGGCAAAGCAUUAAAGGAUGGAAUUUCUGGUUUGGUGAAGAAAUCUAAAGUUUGCCUUAAUAGAUCCAAACUUUGUAAAAGCAAAUCUCUGCUACUAAAGGGCUACAAGCCGGUUAAUUGCUUCAAGUUUUCCUCCAUGGGGUGUGGAAUUUCCACGAAAAACGAGAGGCAGCCUCGACAGGAGAGAUCUUACUCCGGAGCUGAACAAAACUGUUCGCGGAGAAAUAACGAGUGCCGCUACCCCACCAUGUAUAGAGGCCAGGGCCAGGAAAAUCCACAUGAAGCUGAUGGAAGAAAAUAUCACGAAUAUUCAAUGUUCAAUGUACACAACACCAGUGAACGCAGCAGGGCAAAUACCGCUCAGCAGCCUGUGCAGUGUGGAGCCUAUGAUUAUAACCCCGAUGAGUGCAGCGUAUGCGACAGAUACCUCAGAAGUAGCGACAAUUGUAGCGCAAACUCUGUGGACAAUUGUAGCGAAAACUUUAGCGACAGCAGCAGCGACAACUGUGGCAAUAAUUGUAGUGACUACAGUAGCGAUAACUGUAGCGACGACUACAGCAACAACUGCAGGGACUCUUACAGCGACAAAUCAAAUCACUUUCGCAAUACUUGCAACUGCCACGAUAAUGAGUUCAAGGAAGCGUUUGAUCCCGUGCAGCCCAGUCAAAUAAAUAUCUGCCUGACCAUACGCACAGCGGAUGCAAGCCUGGCGGAACCACCGAGAGUAACAUCAUCUGAGACCAAGUGUCAUGGAAAGAAUACUGCUGCAUGCACCAUGAAGUCCCAGCCCACCCAGACAUGUCGCAAAUGCCACACAGGAUGCGCUACCCCGUCUCAUUGGGACACACCACGAAGCAGUUGCGGGGAAAACCGCUUUAAAAAUGUCAGAAUCCAACGUCCGAGAACAUGCGGAUCGCGAAAUCAAUCGAAACAUUUUCCUGACAAGUACCACAGAAAGGAAGCCCCCAUCCGUACUGCCACAAUGAAUAGAACAGUUCAUCCUUGUAACAUGGAAGGCAAAAUGUCAAGGCCCUCUCUUCAAAGAAGGCACGGACGAAGCAGCUGUGAUGUGAGUGCGGAUAAAAAGCAGCCCCUUCGGCCAACUAUAAGACCUUGCAUUCAAGUGCAAGCAAGAUCAAAGCAGAAAAGGGUUGUGUUGAACACGAAUUGUGUGUCUCAAGGAACCCUAGUGCAAUCGGAUAAAUCAGAAUCGAAGAGAGCCAGGCAUAGUGCGCCGAGCUCCAUCGACCAUCGACAUCCAAAGAGCUGCAACACAACCCCGUCCAAUGGAAGUUGUUCAGGUCGGAACACUAGGCCGUACUGUACUGCCAAAAGUGUACACAAGAAUUCCACAACAAGCUUGAGUAGUAGUUAAAGUAGAAAGAGCUCAAGUUGUG